Molecule: messenger RNA, 6403 nt
Organism: Apodemus sylvaticus (European woodmouse)
Lineage: Eukaryota; Metazoa; Chordata; Mammalia; Rodentia; Muridae
Gene: Dnaaf9
Product: dynein axonemal assembly factor 9
Exons: 37
Coding region: 79-3606 (1175 amino acids)
Source: RefSeq, a predicted model, not a curated record
UCCGCCCCGCCGCUGGCCCGCUGCGGUGCCGGCCCCAGCGACCCUCCGCGGUCCUCAGGUCCUCCGCCGCCUGCCUCCAUGGACCCGUUCGCCCCCCAGCAGCCGGGGCUGUCCCGCGCGCGCCUCGCUGGUACCUUUGGCCGUGGGGCGGCCUCCGUCAGCUGCAGCCGGCUCCGCAAGGUUCAAAGUGUCCUGACCCAGAGCAGCAAGUCUCAACCUGAUGGGAUUCUCUGCAUCCUAGGAAUUGACAGCAGGUACAACGAAGGCUGUAGAGAGCUGGCAAAUUACCUUCUGUUUGGUUUAUACAGUCAGAAUACCACUGAUUUUGAGAAAACAGGAUUUUCUGAAGAAAUUCUAGAUGAUGUGAUUUUAUUGAUUAAAUCAGAUAGCGUCCAUCUGUACUGUAAUCCCAUCAACUACCGCUAUCUUUUGCCUUACGUGGCACAUUGGAGAAACCUUCAUUUCCAUUGCAUGACAGAAAAUGAGUAUGAAGAUGAGGAAGCAGCAGAAGAAUUUAAGAUUUCCAGCUUUGUGGACAUGGUUCGAGACUGUAGUAGAAUUGGUAUUCCUUAUAGCUCCCAGGGACACUUACAGAUAUUUGAUAUGUUUGUGGUGGAGAAGUGGCCAAUUGUACAGGCCUUUGCACUUGAAGGCAUUGGAGGAGAUGGAUUUUUUACCAUGAAAUAUGAGUUGCAGGACGUGAGUCUGCGUCUGUGGGAUGUCUACAGCAGGAUGGACCCUGUGUCUCUGGAGAACGUGCUUUCAGAAGACCUGGCGGUGUUUGCGCGGCAGUGGACCAGCUUCUUUGCUAAUUUUGACACAGAAAUCCCUUUCCUGCUGGAACUUUCAGAAUCUCAGGCGGGUGAGCCAUUCAGAAGCUACUUCAGUCAUGGAAUGAUCUCCAGCCACAUUACUGAGAACAGCCCUCAUCGGCAGCCUUUUGUUCUCUUUGGUAACCACUCCACGCGAGACAACCUGAGUGCUGGCAGCUUUAACUUCCCUUCUGAGGGGCACCUGGUGCGCAACACUGGGCCUGCCGGGAGCUUUGCCAAACACAUGGUCGCUCAGUGUGUCUCACCAAAGGGGCCUCUGGCAUGUUCAAGAACAUACUUUUUCGGAGCUACUCAUGUUCCUUAUUUGGGUGACGAUGAGAAGCUGCCCAGGACCACUGAGCAAAUUAGGCUCUUAUCCCAGAUAUAUGCUGCUGUUAUUGAGGCUGUUUUGGCUGGCAUUGCAUGUUAUGCUAAAACUUGCAGUCUGGCAAAGGCCAAAGAGGUAGCAGAGCAUACUCUGGAGUCUGGGUUAGUGUUCACUGAGCUGCUUCCAUUCAAAGCAGAUCUACGCUCCAAGGUGGCUUUUCAUAUACAUGCUGUGAAUAACCAGGGAAGAAUUGUGCCUCUGAAUAAUGAAGAUAGCUUAUCCUUUGUGAAAACGGCUCGGAUGACUGUCUAUGACAUUCCUGACGUGCUAGGAGGAGGAGGUUGCUUAGGAUCCGUGGUCUUCUCAGAGUCCUUUUUGACAUCUCGGAUCUUGGUUAAAGAAAAGGAUGGCACUAUUACUCCAGACACCAGCUACAUCAUCCUGACAGCUGCCAUCCCCAGAUUCUGUUCCUGGCUGGUAGAAGAUAAUGAAAUAAAAUUAUCUGAGAAAACCCUGCAAGCAACAAAGGGGGACGACUGUUUCUUGGGCACUUUGCUAACAGGAGGAAAGGGAGCGUAUCUUUAUUCCAACAGUCCCCAGUCUGGACCUGAAGAAGGGAAUGUGUAUUUCUUCUCUGGUGGCCUUCUAUUUUCUCACCGUCAUCACGGAAGUAUCGUCAUUUCCAAGGACCACAUGAAUUCUGUCUCCUUCUAUGAUGGGGACUCCACCAGCAUAGUGGCGGCCCUUCUCAUAGACUUCCGAAGCUCCAUACUGCCUCAUCUCCCAGUUCAUUUCCACGGAUCAAGCAAUUUCCUGAUGAUCGCCCUUUUCCCCAAAUCAAAGAUAUAUCAAGCAUUUUACUCAGAGGUCUUCACCCCCUGGCAGCAGCAGGAUAACUCAGGGCUUUCCUUAAGAGUGAUCCAGGAGGAUGGAUUAUCUGUGGAACAAAAGAGACUGCACUCUAAUGCACAGAAGCUCUUCAAUGCCCUGAGCCAUCCUGCACAGGACUGGAGCUCCCCGAAACUGCUCUCAGCUAAACUCCCUGAGUUGGACCGGUUUCUCCAGCAUUUUGCCAUUGGCAGCAUUGGUCAGGAGCCUGUGAUGCGAGCCCAUCUUCUAGGCCUGCUGCAGCAAGCUGAGAUCAGCCCCACUCACGGAUCAGAAAGUGACAAGGUCGUCAUCAGCAUUGUAACUGGUCUCCCAGGCUGUCAUGCCAGCAAGCUCUGUGCGUUCCUGGUCACUCUGCAUAAGGAGUAUGGCAGGUGGAUGGUGUACCGCCAGGUCAUGGACAGCUCUGAGUGUUUCCAUGCUGCCCACUUCCAAAAAUACCUUUCCAGUGCCCUGGAGGCCCAACAGAACCGCUCUGCCCGCCAAUCAGCUUACAUCCGUAAGAAGACCAGGCUGCUGGUGGUGCUACAAGGCUACACAGAUGUCAUUGAUGUUGUGCAAGCCCUGCAGACUCACCCAGACCCAAACGUCAAGUCCUACUUCACCAUUGGUGCUGUCACGGUGUGUGUGGAGCCCCUGAGCUGCUACAUGGAGCACAGAUUUCUCUUUCCUAAGUGUCUUGACCAGUGUUCACAAGGCGUGGUGAGUAACGUGGUGUUUACCAGUCACACGACGGAGCAGAGGCACCCUCUCCUUGUUCAGCUGCAGACCCUCAUCAGGGCUUCCAACCCUACUGCAGCCUUUAUUCUUGCAGAAAAUGGGAUUGUUACAAGGAAUGAAGACAUUGAGCUGAUUCUCUCAGAAAAUAGUUUUUCAAGUCCCCAGAUGCUGCGUUCCCGAUACUUACUGUUUCCCGGCUGGUAUGAAGGUAAAUUUGAUGCUGGAUCCGUCUUUCCACUAAUGGUUCAGAUCUGUGUGUGGUUUGACCGUCCCCUGGAGAAAACCCGCUUUGUGUCCAAGUGUAAAGCAAUUCAGUCUUCCAUCAAACCCAGUCCCUUCUCUGGAAACAUCUACCACAUCCUUGGCAAAGUGAAGUUUUCAGAUUCUGAAAAGACCAUGGAGGUCUGCCACAACACUUUAACCAACUCCCUGACCAUUGUGCCAGUCUUGGAGGGACCCACGCCACCCCCCAACUCAAGAAGCACCCCUCAAGACAGUGGGCAGCCAGAAUGCUACCUUGUGUUCAUUGGCUGCUCCCUGAAGGAGGACAGCCUCAAAGACUGGCUUCGACAGUCAGCUAAGCAGAGGCCUCAGAGGAAAGCUCUGAAAACUAGGGGCAUGCUGACCCAGCAGGAGAUCAAGAGCAUCCAUGUGAAACGCCACUUGGACCCCCUACCUGCAGGCUACUUUUACAAUGGCACCCAGUUUGUUAACUUCUUUGGGGACAAGACCGAUUUUCACCCACUCAUGGACCAGUUCAUGAAUGACUAUGUGGAAGAGGCCAAUCGGGAGAUCGAGAGGUACAACCGUGAGCUGGAGCAGCAGGAAUACCGGGACCUCUUUGAGCAGAAACCCUAGAGAAAGCUGGGCCCGUGCCCACCAGGGAUGAAUGAAUGAAUGGGUGUCCAGCUUUCCUGGAGGCCCCUCCUGAAGGGGUUGUGUCUGUCCUCCCUGGCCUGUGCCUGCCAGUGUAGUACAUGUUGUCUUUAUUCUCUCUUCUCUCUGCACCCUGAAGGGCAUCGUGUGGACCACUGAGUAAGGGCAGGGCACAGGAUGAGCAGCUAGCGCUGCCCUGUGUGCCAGCGGCUCUGGGUGUCUGGUAGACGCCAUUGGACUGAUGGGCACCGUGUAAGACAGAGGAAAGGCCUUUGGCUUGCACAGUGUAGCUGCUGGUCUUUAGAAGGACCCUGGUUGCUGAAGCAGUGGCCAGGCGGAGAUCCACAAUGCCUUCUAGAUGAGAACUCUUCUGUGGGAUGAAUGGAAGUAAGAUAUGGUGCUUUCUAGAAAUUCAAGGCUCCUUCACUAAUAGCAGCACCUCAUGAGGUUGGUCCUUGAGAUCCUCUGUGGCAUCACUUAGUUCUCUAAUUCAGGGAGAAGAGCAGGCCUGCUGUCUGCGCCCUGGUGUGCCUCACCUCCCGGUUAAGGUGGAUAGCCUGUAACUAGCCUGUCUUGGGCCCAGGGUCUAACCAUUUAGGGGCUGUUGGUCUCUAGCACCUGGCCUCCCCACCUCCUGCCCUGGAGGCCAAUACAUUUCAGAAAACCUCCCAAAAUUGCCCCUGGCCCUGGAUUUGUUUACUUGGUUCCCAAGGACCAGGAAUUUGAAAAAUUCUGAUAUCCAAAUUAGAAUUCCCUCCAGUGGUUUUGAUUUAGGUUGGAUCAUACUGCAAAGGUAAACUAAUUUGCAUUCCCAAGACUGAGGAAUAAGGUCACUAAAGGUGAUGUCUGCUAGGACUUGAGUGCCUCUGCUGCUGGGCUAUAACUGUUUUCUGAGUUUCGUGGACUUUUUGCAUGCCUUAGGAAGAAGCACAUAGUAAAUCCAGCAUAGUGUUGUGUAAUGUAGAGGGUUUGGGAAAGGGCCCUGGCGCAGCGGAGAGAGAAAAGAUGGAGCAUAUGGGUUCAUGGGCCUGGUAACUCAGUGCUCGCUCUUUGGGCAGAUAGCAAAGUAGUAAUCAAGGACUUGUCAAUAAAAUAUACUUGUGUUAGGGAAAAAAAUUGGAAGCCGAACAAACCAAAUUACAAGUCAAGUCCCAUUGGGUAAGAAAUCUUGCAUUCAGAAAAGCUUGUGAAACUCAGGCCCAUAUGCUUCAAUCUCAACUCCAAAGCACAGUGGUGACAAGACCCUCCUGUUGAGCCCUUGUCUGGGAGUCCCUGACUUCUGGCUGGGGAUCAAUAACAUAGAUCUUAAGUGCAAUUGAUUAAUAAGCAAUGAGUUAUUAUAGCUCCCUUUAUCUUUACCAAGCUCUUUUUAAAAACUAAACUUUGAGCUAGCAGCCUUAGAAAAGGGAAGGGGGACCACAAGCUAUCUUACUUCCUUUGGGGGGGAGGGGGGGAAGAACCACAGGCCAGUUCAUUUCCUGCAGAGUUACUGUGAAGUUUUCGGUGGAAGCUCUAGAUUACGAGCUCUGGCUGCUUUGGCCUGGCAGUCUGGCUGCUGCACAAAAAAAAGUUUUUAAAGAGGGGUUGGGGCUGUGCUACGUGGUGAGCUUGGUUUCUGACCCUUGUCCAUAGUCAUGCGCUGCCCCCACCGCCCCCACUGCCCCCAUUCCUCUGGAUCGUUAGAGGGAAAACUGAUUACCUCAACUUGAAUAUGAAACCGUGGUUGAAGAAAAGGCAGACCGAACGUUCAGUUUCUAAGCCAAGAGGGCAAGCUAGCUGAAGCCUCCUGAGAUGCUCCCUAGCCUGCUGAGACGCCUGGGUGGCAGCAACCACACUGUGUUCUGAGGACCAGGAGAGGGACCUGCUGGCUCCUGUGCCCAUCCCUGCGGCCUGCAGGUCCCUUGACUUCCAUGUGGGGUUUCACAUCCCUCCUCUUGGUAAAAGAGUGUGGUCUGAGGCUCUCUCCAGAGGGAAAGUCAUGACAGUCUUAGCCUCUAACCUUAGAAGUGGGGACCAGGGACCCAGCAAGGAUAUAGGGAUAGGCUCCCAGAAGGCAGAAGCCCUUCCGGGGUUUUCUCCCGGCUUUCCUGUUAGCGGCUUCAGUUCUGAUCACAGAAUGAGUGUGCAAUGGUGCAGUCACUGAAGUUAUGGCUGUUUGGUUUUCCUGCAGGAUUUUCUGUUGUUGAUUGGAGGGAGAAAAGAAAGCAAAUGUCAGGGGCAGUCAGCCCCACCAAGCCUCGGGCUCUCCGACCUGAGGCCUGGCACCAGCCCUUACGCUGUCACCAGUAAAAAUGUCCCUCCUAAAUCCUGUUAGGAUUUUGGAGAAUUUUUGCACAGUAAUAAGCUCUGGCUUCUCAAAAGGGAAAAGUUCAAUUCAAAGACUGUAAACUGUUAAGUAUUCCAGCCGUGCUGCUGACUAGUUGGGUAGGUGUAGCUCAGAACACAGGUGGGAGUGGCUUUCUCAUUGCCCCACGCGUCAGAUACUAAUGAAGAGCUCACUUACGUGCCAAAAUUCACUUUUAUACUAGUUUUUCAAUGCUUUAAUAUUUGUAACUUAAAUUUUAAAAUUCAUAUUUACAAACACUACUAUAACUUCAGUGAAACUGAAUUGUGUGAUUGCAACUUUUUGCUUAUAGUAUUUAUUACACUACUUAAUUCAGUAAAUAUAAAAAAAGUAGCCUUCAAUUUAUUUUUAUAUUAUUUUACAUGUUUUUAUCCACAGUUGUGUCUGUGAAUUUCACUUGGAGAUUAAGGACCAAUAAACUGUCACUCAACAAGC